Wyeomyia smithii (pitcher-plant mosquito) is the source of this 2811-nucleotide messenger RNA. RefSeq lists its product as uncharacterized. NCBI's taxonomy places the organism in Eukaryota, Metazoa, Arthropoda, Insecta, Diptera, Culicidae. The coding region runs from base 1 to 2811 and encodes 936 amino acids. The record is from RefSeq and is a predicted model, not a curated record. The transcript is spliced from 5 exons.
AUGGAAGAGCUGUACCAAGCUAACGACUUUCGGAAGUUCCACGAGAAGCUGAACAGUACCCGUAAAGGCUACGUACCGCAAGCCGAUUUGUGCAGGAGCUUGGACGGCAACCUCCUAACGGGUGAGUGUAAGGUGGUCGAAAGGUCGAAGCAACAUUUCGAUGAGCAUCUGAACGGCGAUGCCUUGGAGCGCGAGGACAAUAAAGCACAUGGUGCGGAUUUACUGGAUAUUGCUGGUUCCUGCUAUAAUAAUUUACAAGGCCUAUUAACGACAGGCCUCAGAUUAGAUAAGUUGGAGGCAUCUUGGAAGGCAUUUUGCGAGCUACAAGAAGAGAUAGCCGUACUAGAUACAGAGGGUGAGUUGGAAGAGGAGACGAAUAAGGCAUAUACCGAUUUCGAAGAACACUAUUAUACGAUUAGGGCAGAGUUGUUAAACAAACUGGCAAUUCCGAUACCGGUCAAUUUAGAUAACACUAUUGGUCGAAAUAACAGCUCUUUUGGCUUGCACACAGGGGUACGUCUUCCACAAAUUUCAUUGCCUGAGUUUGAUGAAGACUACAAAGCAUGGCUUUCGUUCAAGUCGAAUUUCGUGGCGCUGAUACAUGACGCCAUUGAAUUAAAUGAAGUUCAAAAAUUUCAUUAUCUAAAAUCUGCACUAAAAGGGGAGGCAGCCAAGCUUAUCGAGUCUCUCACGAUCACUAGUGGAAAUUAUCAAAUAGCGUGGGACACCAUCACCAAACGCUAUUCCAAUGAAUAUCUGCUAAAGAAGCGGCAUCUUCAAGCACUGAUGGAAUUUCCGAGAAUCGAAAAGGAAUCUGCAGGACAAAUACAUGGGCUAGUGGAUGAGUUCGACCAGCGACUGAAGAUAUUGAACCAGCUCGGUGAAAGUACGGAACACUGGGGUGCAAUGAUAAUACACUUAAUGUGUUCGAAAUUGGAUAAGCAUACGCUUCAGCUGUGGGAGGAUCACGCUGCAUCAUUGAGGGAACCCACGUUCGUAGUAUUGGUGGACUUUUUGGAAAAAAGAACAAGGGUUUUGGAUGCUGUGUUAUCUAACAUUGGGGGUCAUAGUAGCACCCAACCGAAGACGAUGGUUAGGCGUGAGCGUAUGGUGGUACACGCGGCUUCGGAAGGCGGAAAGAAUGAUUCGAUUUGUCAGUACUGCAGCGAAAUGCAUAAUUUGGUUCGGUGUACAAAGUUUCAGAGUCUCGGGGUCAAAGAAAGGUUGGAUUUCAUCAACAGCAAGCGAUUAUGCAGCAGCUGUUUCAAAGCGGGUCACUGGGUAACGGGGGAAACAACAACGAUAAAAUUUUGGACGGAAAUAAAACAGCAAAUGUCUCAGGACGGAGAGAUAAUGCAGCUCGUUCACAUGUGGUUGCAGAAACGCAAGUGGUGGAACAGAAAGAAUAAGCAGAAACAACCGGAUCGUACAGCAUCGAUAAAGGAUCAAUAUGGUGGUGAGCAGCUAGCUCGAGCAUUGCUGAAUAAUGGAUCACAGAUCAAUGUCAUGAGUGAGCGACUUUGCCAAAUGCUAAAGCUGAAACGGAGAUCUAUACGUGUUCCAAUAACAGGGGUUGGACAGUCGGAAUCCAUAGCAAGGCAUGCAGUUAAAAUAACAAUUAGUUCGAGAAUUAGCGAAUUUUCUAUUGGCUUGGAAUUUUUAAUACUGCAGCGGGUGACGGCGGAAAUUCCUUCGAAGACAGUUUAUAUUUCCCAUUGGAAUAUUCCUAAAGAUAUUCAACUGGCGGAUCCACAGUUCAACAUUAGCGGUCGCAUCGAUUUGCUACUCGGAGCAGAACAUUUCUUCAGUUUCCUGUAUGAGAAUAAAAUGGAGAAGAUAGUCCUGGGUCCUCAGCUACCAAUAAUCGUAAAUUCCGUUUUCGGGUGGAUGGUAACUGGAAAAGAUGCGAGUGUACAGGCAGGAAGCGUGGUUCAGUGUUGUAUGGCAACCACCACCGAGAGAAUUGAGGAGCUGUUGGAAAAAUUCUGGAGAGUUGAAAGUUGUGAGGACCAACCGGCAUGGUCAAAGGAGGAACAGGACUGUGAGGAGCAUUUUAGGGCUACGCAUUCAAGAUCAGAGGAGGGUCGCUACGUCAUUCAGUUACCGAAAUGUGUCAAUUGGGACCACAUGCUAGGUGAGUCACGAGUAACAGCGUUGACCAGUUACAGGAAAUUGGAAAACCGGUUGGAGCAUGACAUUAAUAUGAAAGAGCAGUAUCAUACUUUCAUGAAAGAAUACUUGGCUAUGGGGCACAUGCGGUUAUUAACUCAAGCGGAACAGCUGGAGGAGAGCAAAGGAUUGGAACGGCCAAGAGUUUAUUAUUUGCCUCACCACGCUGUGAUUAAAGAAUCCAGUUCUACUACGAGGGUACGCGUCGUAUUCGAUGCUUCGGCGCGUACGGAUAGCGGGUACUCUCUAAACAAUAUUCUUCUCAAGGGACCCCAAAUACAGGAUGAUUUGUUUAAUGUAUUGAUACGUUUCCGUAAGCAAGAAGUGGCGCUUGUAGGAGACGUAGAGAAGAUGUAUAGGCAGAUACUUCAGGACACAAAGGAUAUACUUCGGCUAAGGAUAUUUUUUCGUUUCACGAAGGAUGGUCCCAUUGACGUCUACGAGUUACUUACUGUAACAUAUGGACUCACCCCUUCGUCCUUUUUAGCAACACGGGCGUUACAGCAAUUGGCAGAAGACGAAGGAAAGGAGGGCACAAAGUCUCGGUCGGCACUGCUCAAGGACUUUUAUGUUGACGACUACAUUGGCGGAGCCUCAACUGUCGAUGAGGCUAUAUUAUGGGUUUUUCAGGGAUCGGGAUGA